This is a messenger RNA of Oryzias latipes (Japanese medaka), 4394 nucleotides long. RefSeq names its product OPA1 mitochondrial dynamin like GTPase (gene opa1). Gene Ontology annotation, biological process: mitochondrial fission; intracellular distribution of mitochondria; mitochondrial fusion. The record is from RefSeq and is a predicted model, not a curated record. Gene Ontology annotation, molecular function: microtubule binding; GTP binding; GTPase activity. Gene Ontology annotation, cellular component: mitochondrial intermembrane space; mitochondrial membrane; microtubule. Lineage: Eukaryota; Metazoa; Chordata; Actinopteri; Beloniformes; Adrianichthyidae.
GCCGUUAUGUUUGUAGUACCGAACACAGGAAGUGGACUGUUUUUUCUUCGCUGUGUCCUUGUUAGCUAGCAAGCUAGUUAGCUGACAUUAGAGACAAGCCAAUGUGUACCAUGUGGAAAGAUGAGUUAAACGGCGCCUAAAGAAUCCUUAGGAAAGACACUGACGUUUAGCUGUUGUAAAUAGAACCAUGUUACGUAUCGGGAAAAAGGCCACCUGCGUGGCCUGCAAGAGCCUGGUCUCAACCAAUAUGGGGAUAAGGUUCCGGGUCCCAUUGCAAAAGCUCCACCCUCUGUCCCGUGCCAUCCAUCACCGCUACUGUGGCAACACUAACCCUCAGCGAACGCCUCAUCGCACAGCAUCAGCUCGGUACUUUACUUCAAUUUCUCGAUUACCGAUGCGGCCUCCAAAGCCGAAUAAAGGGUCAGGCUGGCAGAACUACCAACAACAGCGCAACUUUUGGGUGGCUCGCCUCGCUGCUCGACUGUUAAAGCUCAGAUACAUUCUGCUUGGUUCAGCGGUGGGAGGAGGGUACACGGCUAAGAAGACAUAUGAUGAAUGGAAAGACAUGCUACCUGACUUUAGUGAAUAUAACUGGGUCAUUCCUGAUUUUGUGUGGGAACUAAGUGAACAGAUUGAUCUUGACAAACUGGCCAAAGCUCUUCCAGAAAUGGAAGAAAUUGCCAAACUGCUUCCAGACUUUGAUAAAAUUGGAGAGAACUUCACCUUUCUGAAAAGCCUCCUCUCUUCUGGUUUGAGUUUGGGUAGUGAAGUCAAAGGAGCCUCUGGUGUGCAUCUUUUGUUAGAAACUUCAAGUAAUCCUGCUCUAAAAGCUACAGAUGCUUCAACCGCAGCCUCCCAUGAUGGUGACAAGCAGUACAAAAAGCAGGGUCUGCUCGGCGAGCUCAUUCUUAUUCAGCAGCAGAUCCAGCAGCACGAGGAGGAGGUCCGGCGGGCCGCUGCUACCAAUAGUGCGCGGCCCCCAUCACCAGAGUCGACUCCCAGUGCGUCUCCAAGCCCCCCUCAACUGAAUCGCAAGUCAUCAGACAGAGAAAAGAUCGACCAGCUUCAAGAAGAGCUGCUGCGCACUCAGCUAAAGUAUCAGCGCAUGCUUGAGAGGCUCGAGAAGGAAAAUAAGGAGUUAAGGAAAGUGGUUCUGCAGAAAGAUGAUAAAGGGAUUCACCAAAGGAAAGUAAAGAAGUCUCUCAUUGACCUGUAUUCAGAAGUCCUCGACAUCUUGUCUGACUAUGAUGCCAACUACAACACUCAGGACCAUUUGCCCCGGGUGGUCGUGGUUGGAGAUCAGAGCGCCGGGAAGACCAGCGUGCUCGAGAUGAUUGCUCAGGCCAGGAUCUUCCCCAGAGGCUCUGGAGAAAUGAUGACACGCUCUCCUGUUAAGGUGACUCUAAGCGAAGGCCCUCAUCACGUUGCCAUUUUCAAAGACAGUGGCCGAGAGUUCGACCUCACUAAAGAGGAAGAUCUGGCUGCCCUGAGGCAUGAGAUUGAGCUGAGGAUGAGGAAGAGCGUGAAGGAGGGGCAGACAGUCAGCUCUGAGACAAUAUCCUUGAGUGUUAAGGGCCCGGGCAUCCAGAGGAUGGUGCUUGUCGACUUACCAGGUGUCAUUAGUACGGUAACAGCGGGCAUGGCAUCAGAUACUAAGGAUACCAUUUUUAGCAUCAGCAAGGCCUAUAUGCAAAAUCCCAACGCUAUCAUUCUCUGUAUUCAGGAUGGCAGUGUGGAUGCAGAGCGGAGCAUUGUAACAGACUUGGUGAGCCAGAUGGACCCUCAGGGGAAGAGGACCAUCUUUGUUCUCACCAAAGUUGAUUUGGCUGAAAAGAAUCUGGCCAGUCCCAGCAGAAUCCAGCAAAUAGUGGAAGGCAAGCUGUUCCCCAUGAAAGCCCUCGGCUAUUUUGCUGUGGUGACCGGAAAAGGGAGCAGUGGUGACCGCAUAGAGUCCAUAAAAGACUACGAAGAAGACUUUUUCCAGAAUUCCAGAUUGUUAAGGGAUGGCAUGUUAAAAGCUCAUCAAGUGACCACAAAGAACUUGAGCCUGGCCGUUUCUGAUUGCUUCUGGAAGAUGGUCAGGGAGUCUGUGGAGCAGCAAGCUGAUGUCUUCAAAGCAUCACGAUUCAACCUGGAGACGGAGUGGAAAAACAAUUAUCCUCGACUGAGAGAACUUGACCGAAAUGAACUCUUCGAAAAGGCAAAAAAUGAAAUCUUGGAUGAAGUCAUUAGCUUAAGUCAAGUCACCCCACAACACUGGGAAGCUAUUCUACAGAAGAAGCUGUGGGAGCGCGUGUCUACGCAUGUCAUCGAGAACAUUUAUCUACCUGCUGCCCAAACAAUGGACUCUGGUACCUUUAAUACCACCGUGGACAUAAAACUCAAACAGUGGACUGACAAGCAGCUUCCACACAAAGCGCUUGAGGUUGCCUGGGAAACAUUGCAGGAGGAAUUUGCCCGUUUCAUGGCUGAAUACAAAGGCAAAGACCAGGAUGACAUUUUUGACAAGUUGAAGGAGGCUGUGAAAGACGAGAGCAUCAAGAGGCAUAAAUGGAACGAAAGAGCCCUGGACAGCCUGAGGGUGAUCCAGCACAACGCUCUGGAAGACCGCUCCAUCACAGACAAGCCUCAGUGGGAUGCAGCCAUCCAGUUCAUGGAGGAAACUUUGCAGUCCCGCCUCAGAGACACUGAGUCAGUAAUCAAAGACAUGGUUGGCCCAGACUGGAAACAGAGAUGGAUAAACUGGAAGAAUCGAACACCAGAUCAGCACAUCCGUAAUGAAACCAAAAAUGAGCUGGAUCGCUUGUUGAAGCUGCAUGAUGACCACACAGCAUAUUUGGCCAAUGAUGAAGUCACAACAGUCAGGAAGAACCUGGAGGGACGAGGAGUAGAGGUGGACCCAGUGCUGAUCAAGGAUACGUGGCAUCAGCUGUAUCGCCGACACUUUUUGCACAAGGCAUUAAGUCACUGCAACCUCUGCAAGAGAGGUUUCUAUUACUACCAGAGACACUUUGUUGAUUCAGAGCUGGAGUGCAAUGACGUGGUUCUGUUCUGGAGGAUCCAGAGGAUGCUGAUUAUUACAGCCAACACUCUCCGACAGCAGCUGACCAACACAGAGGUGCGGCGGUUGGAGAAAAAUGUGAAGGAGGUCUUGGAUGACUUUGGAGAAGACACAGAGAAAAAGACCCAGCUCAUCACGGGCCGCAGAGUCCAGCUGGCUGAAGAUCUCAAGAAAGUUCGUGAGAUCCAGGAGAAACUUGAAGCUUUCAUAGAAGCACUUCACAAGGAGAAAUGACAGACCGGUGGAGGAAUGGACUGAACAAAGAAACACCUCUGUAAAUGACUGUCGCUGCCCCGUGGCCCUGCCUCAGCCCUCAUCUCUGUCUUGGCUUCUUCUUCAUCGUUUGGCACUGAUGAAGUGAUGGACCUGAGCUUCGGCAUGAGGAGGAGGAGGAGCAGCUUCCUGGCUUUCUCUCUCAUUUCAUUCUCCAGUGGGUUUUUUUUUUUUUUUUGGAAGGAGACAGGAAAUUCAGGCAGUUUAUUGGGAAAACCGAAAGCUCCUAUAGUGUUAUCAUCUGAGCUCUUGUUCAAAAUAAAUAAGGAUGGUGUUCAUGUCCACCUUCCCAUUCAUUAUUACAAUUCAACCAUCUUUCUGCUGUUUUACGCUGAUGUCACCGCACACGUUUCUGCAUUCACUGAUCUUUGCACUAAACCAGUUUUCAUUGUUGCUUCCAGUCAAACCUUCAUUCUGCCAGUUUUGAACAUAGCAGUUUAUCCAAUCCUGAUAACAGAAGUUGAACUGUUAUCACACAAGAACUAUCCCACAGUUUUGGUUCUCCAGCCAGUCUGCAUGAAUCCAUUCAUUUUAGUUCGAAGGCUGAGUUUAAUGUUAAACAUUAAACUGAGAAACUCUGGUUAUAAGGAGGAGCAGUGAAAAUGAUCAGCUCUGUUUUUGAGGUAAAAAAAACUCUUCAAAUGUAAAAAUUAAAGGUUUUUCAUCCGCCAAAUCUUUCUGUUUUUGUUCUGGUUUAUCUAACAAAAUGCUGCAAAGGUUUCAGGUGUUUAAUUUAGAAACAUUCAUUCGGUGAUAGAUUUUUAAAAGGAAUUUAGGCCAAAAAAAGUUUUAAGCGAGUUGAAAUGAGAAAGCUACUUCUUCGUCAUGUGGAGUUUGGUUCUAAUGAUGGUUAAGAUCCAGUCUGUCAGUGAUUGCAGUUGCUCCUGAGUGAAGAUUAUCUUCCUCCAAAGUGUUUCAUUACUUCAAAUAGAAAUGUUUUAUUCGUGUGUGUGUACAUUACACAGGCGCACUUCCUGUUUUCUGUGAGUAAAUGGAAGCUCAGACACAGUAACCUGUCUGUUGUCUUGGAAGUCCAUAAAAUAUCCACAUUUGUAAACUC